Molecule: messenger RNA, 687 nt
Organism: Prunus armeniaca (apricot)
Lineage: Eukaryota; Viridiplantae; Streptophyta; Magnoliopsida; Rosales; Rosaceae
Source: the annotation of a GenBank genome assembly
AUGGAGAAGAUGAUGAAUAUGAUAAAGCCAAAGCCAAAUCCACAGCAGCAAUUGAGAGAUUGGCAGCGUAAACUUCGCCAAGAGUGCCGCAACAUCGAACGCCAAAUUCGAGAUAUACAAAGGGAAGAGAAGAGUGUGCAAAAAGCAAUUAAAGAUGCUGCCAAGAGAAACGACAUGGGUUCUGCAAAGUCACUUGCUAAAGAAAUUGUGAGAUCUAGAAGGACUGUGAACCGUCUUCAUGAAAAUAAGGCACAACUGAAUUCGAUAUCGAUGCACCUUGGGGAGAGUGUUGCUAUUGCCCGUACCGUGGGGCAUUUAUCCAAGAGUUCUGAGGUUAUGAAGCUUGUCAAUAACCUUAUGAAGGCUCCAGAAGUGGCUGUGACAAUGCAAGAAUUUAGCAAGGAGAUGACCAAGGCAGGGGUAAUUGAAGAGAUGGUGAAUGAUAGUCUUGACACAGCACUAGACUCGGAGGAUAUAGAAGACGAGAUAGAAGAAGAGGUUGAUAAGGUUUUGACUUCUAUAGCUGGUGAGACUGCUGCAGAGCUUCCGGAAGCAGUCAGGAAGGAGAGGUUGAAGCAACCUGCUACUGCACAAGCUGCACAGGAGGAAGAAGCAAUAGCUGAGGGUGCUGAUGAUGAGGAAGAGUUGGAAGAAAUAAGGGCCCGACUUGCAAAAGUUAGGUCAUAA